Messenger RNA from Zychaea mexicana, 1759 nucleotides. RefSeq lists its product as uncharacterized. The transcript is spliced from 5 exons. Bases 195 to 1301 code for a protein of 368 amino acids. Lineage: Eukaryota; Fungi; Mucoromycota; Mucoromycetes; Mucorales; Lichtheimiaceae. Gene Ontology annotation, molecular function: DNA-binding transcription factor activity, RNA polymerase II-specific; RNA polymerase II cis-regulatory region sequence-specific DNA binding; protein dimerization activity. The record is from RefSeq and is a predicted model, not a curated record. Gene Ontology annotation, biological process: regulation of transcription by RNA polymerase II.
AUCAUGGGCGUCUCCAGCAUCCGUAUACUCGGCUGUUGGCCCCGGUGCCAAUGUAUAUCGAGGAGCGCCACCACCACCACAUCCGGCAGACUUCCACACCUAUCAAGGUAAGAAGAACAAGAACAUUGUAUUUCCCCUAUUUUUUCCUCUAUAUCGUACCUACCUAGCAAUCUUUUUCAUUAAAGUUGACUGCUAUGAUUGGCUGGCUGGAUAUUUCGAUUAAAAUUUUAUUGAGAGAGAAAAAAAACUUUUGGGCUACACAACACUACUGCUACGGUUACCCCACACCCAUCUCCCUGGGUUAUCCUUCUGUCCCAAUGGCUUACCCUGUACCGCCUCCGCCACCGACAGCAACAACGCGUUUUGGCUAUUGUCCUGACCAAAUGUCCUCCCCUCCUCACCAUCGUUCCUAUCACCCUGGCAGCCCCGAUUCGGAAUCCGCUUCCUCGUCCUCCAAGUCGCCUCAAACCCCGUCGGCUACUACUGCCGCACCUAAUACUAAUACGACUACCUCGGUAGACCCUGCUUCCAACAAUGCAGCAGCUGUAGCAGCAGCAGCAGCAGCAGCGGCAGUGGCGACAGGUUCUCAACAGCAUCAGGCACUUGUUACACCACUUGUUCCAUCAUCAUCACCACGAUACUCGAACCCUACAACCGAUCGUGUCAAAGAAACAAUCGCUCGUGCAAACUCGGUUCCAAUGGAGUUUUAUCACACGGAGUUUUUGGAGUACUCCAAAGAGACGUACGAAAGAAAGAUUGGAUCGCGUAACAAGCGUAAGCGACAACAACAGCAACAACAGAAAAACGAAGAAGCUGCUUCGAACAAGAAGCAAAAGCUUGAGGAAUCUUCUUGCAGCCUUGUAAAUGCUAAUGCCACUACCACUGCUACUGCUACUACCGAGGACGCUUUUGUGUCAGUAGCACCAGCAGAUGAUUUUGACGAAGAUGAUAUCAAAGACGACGAGAAUCUCAGAGGCAGCUUAGAGGAUGAAACAGAUCCAGAGCAAUUGACCAGUGCUGAACUUCGUCGCCAAAUUCACAUUCAGUCUGAACAAAAGCGACGUGCGCAAAUCAAAGAUGGCUUUGAUGAGUUGCGGAAGCAUCUUCCUGGUUGCAACAACAAAAAGAUGAGCAAGGCCGCAUUGUUGAAUCGAACCGUCCAGCAAAUGCAGCAUCUAAAAGCCAUGCAAGUUGAACUGUUGGAAGAAGUCGAGCGUCUCAUGCAAGAAAAUGAGAACUUGAAAAAAUUCCAACACGAUGUCUUUCAACGGCAAGCCAUGGAAAAGAUGUACACUUUUUAAAUAGUCCUGAACCGCUGCUGUACCUCUUGCUUUUAACAGGCUCUCAUCCAUAACUAUAUACGUACAUACCGUCUAAUUUCUAGUAUACAAAACAAAAAGACAACCACACACACACACACAACUACCUACUAAUAGUGUUGCUAUUAUUACUUACAACUCACACAUUCUCUCUUAAUAAUGGCUCUCUAUUGUUUGCCCAUAAUUUAUCGAUGGCGUUCAAUGUUUAGUCGUAUUAUUCUAUAUGAUUCCCCUAAUAUCUUUCUUUCUCUUUCACGCACACACGCACUCUUGUAAAAGUACAUACGUGGUGAAACGAAAAGAACACCUUUCCUCUUUGCCAAACCCUAUUACCCCAUUUCUCUUUUUAUGUUUUCUUUUCUUACUUUAAACUGAAUUCUUGUACUUAGAACUCUUUAAAUUAAAACUUUAACCUUGCACAAUGACAGAUAAUCGAAUCA